AUGUAUGAGCCAGAAGAUACAGUUAUUGCAGACGCCGCGAAGAAAGAUAUCCAAGGCGUAGCCACAAUGGCCGCGCAUGUUGAUUGGCAUGCCGCACUCUCAGAGAGGGAGGUUCCAUCGAUUCAGAACCCGGCCUUCUCUCGCUUCUGUCACACCAGAGGUACUCCAGCUACUCGGCUUACAGACUGGACUGCGUUGGACGGACGGGACGGCCCACAGACUGAACGAGAAGCAGCAGCAAGAGUUUUCAUCUAUUACGACAUGGGGCCCACCAUCCUCCCCCCUGGAAACGAGUACCGAAAAAGCAUUGUCGACGUCCCGGUGAACUCGGACAAUAUACGACCAUCUAUGCCUCGACGAGAAUCUGGCUUGGCCAGGUCCCUCCCUUUUCUUACUCCCCUGGCAGACUAUCAGCGUAUAUUAGCUCCUAGUCAGAAAUAG
Aspergillus vadensis CBS 113365 is the source of this 441-nucleotide messenger RNA. RefSeq lists its product as uncharacterized. Lineage: Eukaryota; Fungi; Ascomycota; Eurotiomycetes; Eurotiales; Aspergillaceae. The transcript has 3 exons. The coding region runs from base 1 to 441 and encodes 146 amino acids. The record is from RefSeq and is a predicted model, not a curated record.